UGUUGAUCGACCGUACCUAUAUCAUAAUGAACCUAUGUAUAUUUACUACCGUUUUACUUAUCGUACUGUUUAACAUUGAUAAUUUAAUCAAAUAACAAAUAAGCAACAGACUGUUCGUAUUGCCAACAUAUUUGUUUGUAAUUAAACGACUUGUAUUUUAUUUGACGCCCUACUAAAUAUAUUGCAACCUAUUCAUGCCAAGUAAAUAUUUGUAAUACAAUUCUGCCAAAUUAAAUGAAGUUCUGAGAUGUUUACCACCCUGCCAGGAAGAAUCGAACUGACGAAACAAUCUGUUUACUAGAUCACAAGAGCUUUUAAUAAAUACAAUUAGCUGAAAAUUUAAAUGUUUUCCUUGUUAGUAGAUAGGUACGGAACCAACGCCGGCUAAGUUCCUUGUUUUAAUUCUCAUGAGUAAACAUGCCACUGGCAAUACCAACGUCGUUUAAACUAUCUCAUAUUUACCCAAAGUAUAAUACAAACGAUGUCAAUAUUUACCAAACAGCUUAAUUAUGUUAAAUGAAACGCUAUGUAGGGACAUUGCCACCAAUAUGAUUUUCAUAUCAGACACAUUUUGUGCCAGACACAACUUGAGAAAGUAGUGAAAAUAAUUGUAAAAAUAUGUCGACCUCUAUUGAACAAAAUUUAAACAGUGAAGUAAAUUAUAUCACAAAAGAAGAUGUGAAAAUAAUAUUAGCGAGUUAUAAUAACAAUAGUGAAGAAAUUAAGGUAGAUAAUUAUGUUGUUCACAAUGCCAGUGAUAAGAUGUUGGGAUUUCUGGCAGACUAUUGGAGGGUCAGGGUUCACUUGUCUAAUAGAAAAGUCCUACAAUUCUUCGUCAAGGCCAUAUCAAGGAGUAAUGCAGCAAAAGCCAGUAUGGUGAGGGAAAUGCACCUGUUUGAUAAGGAAGCCUUUUUCUACUCUGUAAUUAAGAAGAAAAUUGAAGUUCCGGGUGUGAAACCUUGGGCAGCUACGUUAAUAACAGCUCUUAAAGACGCAAUGGUAUUUGAAGAUUUAAAAGCUGCGAACUAUAAGUUACAUAAUAAAUUCGAGAGAUUCGACUUACCUCACACACUCCAAGCGUUAAAAACGUUAGCAAGGUUUCAUGCAUCUUCCAUUAUUUUCGAGGAGAAUAAAAAAAAGGAAAGAAAUGAUCAAUACACGAUAAAUGAUGAAUAUGAACGAAAUUUGGACAAAGGAGGUUACCAUUUGGCAUCUGAUUGGUUUUCACAAUGUAUGACAGGAGCGUUAGACGCAGUUAAGGCGUUCUCGAAGUAUAACGAAACUGACCUGGAAUUAGUUGAGACAAAUUGGUGUGGUGUCUGGUCUUAUGCUAUGAAUUUAAGUGAUAGCUCUUCUAAAUACAGGAAUGUGAUUUGUCACCGUGAUUUAUGGAACAACAAUAUUAUGUUUCGCUACAACAAGGCCGAGGAUGGACGGUUGGAACCAAGUGAUUGUCAGUUGGUUGAUUUCCAAGCCAUAAGGUACCAGCCUCCCGCUGGUGACGUCAUGCUACUCCUCUGUUGUAACUUAGAUCCGAAAGAUCGCGAAGAAAAUUUGGACACGUUUUUAAGUUUUUACUAUGAGGAGCUCAAGAAAAUACUGAGUGCCUUUAACUUUGAAAUAAGUAAUAUUAUACCAAAAAUAGAAUUUAUGAUCUCAGCUGAAGAACAAAGGCAGUGGGGGCUCGUUGUAUGUGCCUGUCUCGUACCACAAUUUUGGCUCAACGACGACUUUAUCACAGAUACAUUCACGGACAACGCACAGUUUGAUGAAAUCCUCUCUAAAAAUAAAGGUCAAUUCAUAAAGAAGAUGAUGGAAAAUAACUUUGAUUACAAACAAAAAGUUAUGGAAAUAUUUGAAGAAAUCGCAGACAGGUAUUGUUUAACUGUAAAAUGAUGGUUAACUGGAAAAAUAAAGUACAAUAUUAGUAUUAGCUUUUUAUUUGUGAAUAAGUCAAGAUGUUAAAUAUACAUAAUAGCAUGAAAUUAAACAUCGCGUGCUUAGAUAACAACCGAAGGCAAAAAUAUAUUAUGUGAAUAUUAUAAUA
Molecule: messenger RNA, 2047 nt
Organism: Trichoplusia ni (cabbage looper)
Lineage: Eukaryota; Metazoa; Arthropoda; Insecta; Lepidoptera; Noctuidae
Exons: 2
Coding region: 619-1896 (425 amino acids)
Source: RefSeq, a predicted model, not a curated record